This is a messenger RNA of Prunus avium (sweet cherry), 1077 nucleotides long. Lineage: Eukaryota; Viridiplantae; Streptophyta; Magnoliopsida; Rosales; Rosaceae. The record is from RefSeq and is a predicted model, not a curated record.
UGGACUGGUGGCAAUGCAUUCACAAAGAUAACGACAAUGUGCUUGGAUGAAGAUACUACAUUUGGGUAUGGAAUUUAUAAACCCCUACUCGUGGUCUAUGCUGGCAACACACUCGCCGUUCGGAUCCUUUACCCCAUAUAUUGGGGUUUAAUUAACCUCGGCUCCUUUGCCAACAACCUUAUCCCUACAAGUGACUGGCUUGAACUCAUAUUCUCUUGCUGUGUAACGCUUGUGGGCUUGGGUCUCUUCAUUACAUUGCUUGGAAAUAUCCAGAUAUUUCUGCAUUCGGUGAUGGAAAAUAAGAAGAAAAUGCAGUUGAAAUAUCGAGACAUGGAAUGUUGGAUGAAGCGAAGACAGUUGCCAUCUCAUUUGAGGAAGAGAGUUCGCCAUUUUCAACGUUGCAGUUGGGCAGCCAUGCAAGGGCUAGAUGAGCUUGAGUUGAUCCAGCAUUUCCCCGAUGGCCUCCGCAGGGACAUCAAGCGUUACCUUUGCCUAGAUCUUGUCAAGCAGGUACCGUUAUUUCAUAAGUUAGAAGAUGUUAUUCUUGACAACAUCUGUGAUCUUGUACGGCCAAUUAUCUACUCCAAGGGUGAAAAGUUGAUUAGAGAAGGAGACCCCGUACAAAGAAUGAUGUUCAUAGUUCGUGGACGCAUAAAACGCAGUCAAGGCCUCAGCAAAGGGUUCCUAGCCACCAGUGUGCUUGAACCCGGCAGUUUCUUUGGUGACGAGCUUCUCUCGUGGUGCCUUCGCCGCCCAUUUAGAGGUCGACUUCCUCCCUCUUCAGCAACAUUUACUUGCAUGGAAUCAAUUGAGGCAUUUGGUUUGGAUGCAAAUUGUCUUCACUACAUCAUCGAUCAUUUUCGUUACAAAUUUUCGAAUGAAGGGCUCAGACGUACAGCGAGGUAUUACUCGUCGAAUUGGAGAACGUGGGGGGCUGUGAUCAUACAACUUGCUUGGCAUCGUCAUAGAAUGAGGACUAAGGAUGUGAUAAUGGUGCAAAGUGGGGACAUUGAGAAUCGGCUUCGGCUAUAUGCUGCUUUCUUUUUGUCGCUAAAGCCACAUGACCAUCUUGACUAG